Vitis vinifera (wine grape) is the source of this 1650-nucleotide messenger RNA. RefSeq lists its product as uncharacterized. The transcript is spliced from 5 exons. Bases 176 to 1300 code for a protein of 374 amino acids. Gene Ontology annotation, molecular function: DNA-binding transcription factor activity. NCBI's taxonomy places the organism in Eukaryota, Viridiplantae, Streptophyta, Magnoliopsida, Vitales, Vitaceae. The record is from RefSeq and is a predicted model, not a curated record. Gene Ontology annotation, biological process: regulation of DNA-templated transcription.
UUCUCCCUUUUUUUUUUUCCUUUCAAUUCACCCCAUCUUCUCGAUCCGCGACGUCAACGAGGAAUAGAGGGGAGAGAGAAGAAACCCUAGGAGGGAGAAAGUAUCCCUCGAUUUCCUCUCACUUUCGCAUUGCGUUCCAGGAUCAACCUCCCAAGGGAUUGGUUGUUCUUAGGGUAUGGCAAAUUCCAAGGGGUCAUCAAAUUUCAGAAAUAUGAUUUCUUCUGGGAAGCACUCUUUACUUCCUCCUAAAAGUCCAUUUCCUAGCAUUUCCCCCUCGUAUGCUGAUUAUGCCCCCAGUCCUGCAAUUGGAUCUAAAGUUAUUGCAAGGCCUAGAGAGGGAGGAAAUACACAUCACCAGCGUACUUCCUCUGAAGGCUUUCUUAUAGAAGAGCAACCUUCUUGGCUUGAUGAUCUCCUCAAUGAACCAGAGACACCUGUGCGUAGAGGUCACCGGCGUUCCUCAAGUGACUCCUUUGCAUACAUGGAUGCAACUAAUGUUUCUAAUAUAGAUCAUACAGCUCAGGAUGAACUCAAAUUUAGAAAUUUGAUUUCUGCUACUUCAUGGGGAUCUCAAGACUUUGAACAUUACAAAGAUGCACGAAAUGCUUCUUUUUAUGUGGAGCCGAACUCUUUUGGAAGACAAAAGAAUAGGACAUCCAUGACUUACUCAAGUGGCCUUCCUUCUACCAGGGAUAGCAAUGUCCUGCAAAGCUCAGGAUCUUCAUGCAUUCCACACGAAACAGAUGGGGUUUCAUCAACAGCCACCGAAAAGCAGGAUUUAGUUGAAUCAAGUCUACAUGACCCUAAGGCUUCUUCUGAAAGAAGGGAUUGUUCUCAUGCUAAGCCUUCUGCAUCUGAGACAGAUACAAAGCGUGCUAAACAGCAAUUUGCUCAACGCUCACGGGUCCGGAAACUUCAGUACAUUGCUGAGCUGGAAAGGAAUGUGCAAGCUUUAAAGGCAGAAGGGUCUGAAGUUUCAGCUGAGCUUGACUUUCUCAACCAACAGAAUCUUAUCCUGAGCAUGGAGAACAAAGCCCUGAAGCAGCGAUUGGAAAGUUUAGCACAGGAGCAGCUUAUUAAGUACUUGGAACAAGAGGUGUUGGAGAGAGAGAUCGGAAGGCUACGAUCCUUGUAUCAUCAACAGCAACAGCAGCAGCAGCAACCACAACAACAGCAACCGGCUUCUAGCCACAGGCGCUCCAGCAGCAGAGACCUUGAUGCCCAAUUUGCUAACCUCUCUUUGAAACACAAGGAUAACAGUUCUGGCACUGAUGCUGUGACAGGUCCUCUACGUAUUUGAGUUCAUGAUGUAGCUGAGAGAGCUUACCUUUGCUCCUGCUUUAUCAUUGGAAUGACAAUGACUGAAUCGACAUUUUCCUUAUGCAGGAUCAAACCAAGCUCUUCUAGUCUUGGUGCCCUCUCUUUUCCCCUGUUUCAUGCAUUUUCCUUUCUUUAACUGCAUCCUUUGUCCAUUUCCUUUUGUUAAAUUAAUAUCCACAUGUGCACCUGGUAGUCUGUUGCUGGAAAAUUGUAUUUCUGGCAGGUGACUUGCCGGAGGUGGUACUCAAAAACAGGUUCAAUGCUUCUAUCGACCCUUGUAUUGUUCAUGCGAUUAUAAUUCAUAAAGCUUAUUUCCUCCAUUUUCAUGAA